Messenger RNA from Ictalurus punctatus (channel catfish), 5745 nucleotides. It is a transcript of the gene mbnl2, whose product is annotated as muscleblind-like splicing regulator 2. The record is from RefSeq and is a predicted model, not a curated record. Bases 711 to 2012 code for a protein of 433 amino acids. The transcript has 11 exons. Gene Ontology annotation, molecular function: metal ion binding. NCBI's taxonomy places the organism in Eukaryota, Metazoa, Chordata, Actinopteri, Siluriformes, Ictaluridae.
AGAGUCAAGCUGUCAAAUGCUUGUUGCUCGAAGGAAAGUCGGCGCUAGUGUUUAAAAAAAAAAAAAAAAAAAAAAAAAAAAAAAGUAUCGCGUUAACCGUAAAGGACGUGCUCUCGCUUCAAAUGCUGUUCGGACGAUAAAAUGUAUAAUAGUGCGUCGAGUUUUUAAUUUGAUGUUUAAAAUAAACUCGUUAGUAUAUAUAAAUCUCUCUAUAUAUUCGCUCCCAGUUUGGCUGUACUGGGUGGGUUGCCGUGUCGGCUCGUGACUGUCGGUGAGGCUAGCGGCGAGAUUUCGUGGCGAUGAGACCGUUAUCAAGAAGUGCCUUUCAGAUGACUCCCCGUGUCACUGAUCUCUGGUCUCUGCCUGCCUGUACCACCCACACUCCUCUCUCUCCACCUCAGUCAGAGUACUAAUCCUCCCACCUCAAACCGUUCCUUUCUCCACCUGACUGCAGCAUUCAGUCCCACCCACAGCCACAGGAAAUCAUAAAGAGGGGAGGAAAUUAUAAACUGAGCCUGCUGUCAAAGUAGUCAGAGGAUCAUGCUAUGCAGGAACAUUACAUUUCUUGAAUAAAAACAGACGUGUGAUUCACAAUCCACCAACCUAUUACAGUGUCCUUUUGCAGCAAAUAAUUAACUCAGACAUCUUGAACGUAGUGCACAAGUGCCCAUAUAUCUCGUUUAGUGAGUUUCACUGUGGCUGUCAGCAAAAUGUCUGUGGCAUUGCCAGCUGUGCGUGACACUAAGUGGCUGACUCUGGAGGUGUGUCGUCAGUUCCAGAGAGGCACGUGCUCUCGCAGUGACGAAGAAUGCAAAUUCGCUCACCCACCCAAGAGCUGUCAGGUGGACAAUGGUCGAGUCAUUGCCUGUUUCGACUCCCUCAAGGGUCGGUGUUCAAGGGAUAACUGUAAAUACCUACACCCUCCAUCUCACCUGAAGAGUCAGCUGGAGAUCAAUGGAAGGAACAACCUGAUCCAGCAGAAGACGGCUGCAGCCAUGCUGGCCCAGCAGAUGCAGUUCAUGCUGCCAGGAUCCAGCCUGCCUGCUGUGUCUUCCUUUCCUGUUGGUCAGAGUCUGGGGCCAGGACCUGGGAUCAGCUACUCCCCCUACCUCUCUCCUGUCACUCAUGGGAUGGGGCUGGUUGCCACGGAGAUGCUCCCGAGCAACUCUGUGAUUGUCCCUGGCAGCCCUGCGUUAGCAGUGCAGAGCUCAAACUCCUCUUCCUCAUCCCAGAAAACACUGCGCUCUGACAAACUGGAGGUGUGUAGAGAGUUUCAGCGGGGGAACUGCUCCCGAGGAGAGACAGACUGUCGGUUUGCCCACCCUAGCGACAGCCCCAUGAUUGACAGCACUGAUAACACAGUGACAGUCUGCAUGGACUAUGUGAAGAGCCGCUGCUCCAGAGAGAAGUGCAAAUACUUUCACCCUCCUGCUCAUUUGCAGGCACGCCUCAAAAGCUCUCAGAGCACCCAGAGCACUGCCGCAACUGCUGCUAUGACUCAGUCAAGUGCCAAAGUGCUGAAGCGACCCCUCGAGGCAACUGUUGACAUGGCUUUUCAUCACAGCAUGUUGCAGCCACUGGCUAAGCGAGUGGCUCUAGAGAAGAGUGCAGGGCAUGGUGGUCUAUUAAACCCUAGUGUUCUUCACUACCAGCAAGCUCUCGCCAACACACCUCUGCAGCCUUCUACUGCACUGUUCCCUACAGGCUCAGUCUUGUGCAUGUCUCCCGGACCUGGCAUCGGUUGGAGAAUACAUGGCAAGGGAUUGGAGACCAUUCCUCCAUACAGAAUCUCUCCAGAUCCUUUCGAGGUCCAUGCUGGUGGACUCUCCUCUUCAGGUCACCCCACAGGUUUUCUAUGGGUUUCAAGACAGGGGACUGGGAUGGCCAUGGCAGGACCUUCAUGUUGUGUUCCCAUGAUGCUCAGUGCCCCGCCUGCUACCGCCUCCGCUCCUGCUGCAAGCCCCUACGCUGCUGCCGCCGCGGCAACCGCCAAUCAGAUCAUUUUGAAAUAGAGCGCAGGAGAGGGACAGAGUGCCAGCGCAACACACACACACUUCUUAAACAGCGAGUGUGUGGAUAUAACAUCCUCAACUCCACAGAAUUACUGCUACAUGCAUGCUAAUACACACACACACACACACACACACAGAAAACAUUUUCCCUACAGUUAUGCUCAAUAAAUACAUUGUACAGACAUAUAUACAAUAUAUACGCAACAAGAAACUAAUCAAUAAUAUAUGUUUCUAAACUAGUUUCACUGAAACAAAACAUACUCUUUUUGCUUGUUUAAGUACAUUAUAUAAUUAUACAGCUAUACACAGUAUCAUCACCAGUGUUGAGUAGGAAGUCAUUCAACACUUGUUUUUACUGUGUGACUCUAUUUGCACUUUUUUUUUUUCAAGAAAAAGGGCAACAUCUUGAGAAAGACUAUUAGAAGCCUAGUUUGAGGAUUUACACAAUUAUCUCCAAGCUGAGUCCAGAGAUACUGAUUUAUGAGAGUUUAUCUGCCUGCACCGGCAUCAGAAAGGACUGUAUAACCCAGUGCCGAAGCACGUCAAAGCCAUGCAGGAGGAUGGCAGGCAGCACGUCAAAACCCUGUAGAAGAAUGUCAAACGGCAUGUGAAAGCUAUGCAGGAGAAGGACAGAGUGAGUUCACCUCUCAGCUCCACACUUAAUGCUUUGCCUGAGCACCGCUGCAAAACAGCAGGCUGGAUAAAGAGAACUCUGUUAGCCAAAUUAUUGAUAGAGAAAAAAACAAACAAAAAGAUUUUCAUCUUUAACAGUGGCCAAACAGAAUAGUGACACACUAACCCUUUAAAACUUGAUGUGAAUCUGAACUUUAUUACUUUACUACAGCUGUUCUUUUAUAAUUUCUUUAGCUGAAAAUUUAGCAUUAAAGUUUCGCCACAGUACAGGUUAUUCUCUUAUUCUCUUGAUACUGUGUCGUCGGAAGCGAGUGAAAAAGAGAGAAACAAAGAGAUGAUUGCGUGCACCUGUGUGAUUUUAUGUGUGUGUGUGUGUUUGUGCAUAGUAACGGAGCAUAGCAUAAGUUACUACAUCUGGGCUCUACAGCUAGGCUCAGCGUCUAGACGUCCCAGCAGUAUGAUCUGUGUGUUUAGUCGAGCCAAACUGGCCUGCGUUCAUCCUGUUUUUGGUUUCUGUAUUUAUUCUGUUAUGAUUCUGUAUAAGUGCCUAACAAUGUUCUUUACAAACAUAAUGUGGAUAUAGAUCUGAACUGUUCAUGUUUCAUUUUGUUGCUGCAAUCUGUCAUUCUCUCUCAAAAAAGGUUAAAAAAAAAAAAAACUGUUUAAAAGGUUGACCAUGGAAGUCAUGUACACUGUUGAUUUUUUUUUUUUUUAAAUCACUGAUGAAAAGAAUAACAGAUUUCUUAGUACUAACAAAAAAUUAUGUCCUAUAUAAGAGGAGUCUGUGACUGCUGUGUGGGAAAGCCCUUUCUCUACUCUGCGUAUAGAAUUAUCAAGCCCUUUUAUUACAAGCUGAAUCUGAGGUGGGAAAGCUGCAGAUUAUUGAAUCUCAGACUUAUAGCACCUGUAGAGAAACGGUCCUCCCAAAGUAGCACUUCUUCAUUUAAUCAGUAUCUUUGGGUCAAAAUCAUAAUUAAAAUAGAUGUUUUAUUGGUCUUGAAUCCCAUAGGCCUGUGUAAGAUUCUACUUACAUUUAUUUCAUAGAGCAGUGACUGACAACAGUCUGACAUGUAACUGACCUAAUACUUAAUAGCUCUAUUAUUCUAAUCCACUUUAAUUUAGCAGACAGUCAGUCAUAUAAUUUUAUAUAAUUUGUAUGUGUGUUUAUGUGUUUUUAUGAGCGUUUUAAUUCAGGGCGGAGAUAAAAUGCCAUGUGAGAACCUAGACAAUCUUUAGUUUAGAUACGCAAAGGCACUGCUCAGACUUGUAGUCAUUUAACUUCUCAGCAUUGCCUGAGGAUAAUUUAUGUUGUGAUCUAUAAGAUAUAUGAGAACUAUUAUGUAAUGUUACGGUAUUGAUUGUGGUUAAUGGACCAUUGUUCUGUUUUGUUUUGAGAUGAAUGUAAUUUAUUUGAUGUAGGGCCUUGUUGUUCAGAUGCUGUUUUAAAAGGCCAGCCUGGUGCCACCUUCCUCUCCUGCAUCACCUGACUUGUGUAGGAAGAGAAAUGCAGGGUGCUUGACUUUGGAAAGUUACAGUGUCCUCACUAAAAAGCAUUAAGCUUUACGUCGUAUUACACAGUUGUUUGUGAAUCUAAUGCUUUGAAAUAAUAGUCGUCGUUUGAGGUGUGUAACUACGGCAGAAGUCAGCUUCUGUGAAAGAGAAGCCUGGCAGUGUUUAAUGCAGGUAGCCAGCUGAGAGAAGCACUCAACGCUGCAUGACGCAUCAGUGCAGGUCAGGCUGCAGAAGUGUUCAUGUAAUGUCAAAUUAAAGUUAACACAGCAUUUCAUUUUAUAGUUCAGUUUUGCGUGCUAAUAUUUUAGAACAGUACUAAUUUGUUAAUGUGACAGUUCAAAAUUGCUAUGAAUGAAACUGUUUUUGUAAGUGAUGUUGCUGUUAUGUUUUUUCUUUUCUUUUUUUUUUUUUCAAGAUGGUAGGUUCAAGUAUAUCUUCCCACUGCUGGAAGAAUACUUAGUUUCAAUGCCUUAUUGUCAUGGACCAUACUAUUUAAUUGAAAAAAAAAAAAAAUACUAGUCUUAAAAUUUUUUCACUUAUUCUAAUAAAUGUUUAUACAGGUUUAUUUCCAUUGUCCAGGUGUAAAUGCACAUUCGUUGGAAUUUUUAUUUUAAUUUUUUUUUCUUUUUUCUUUUCUUCUUUUUUUUUUAAACAACAUAGUAGUGCUAAUAAAGCAGUGUGUCAUCACUCUGGAGCAUGAGCACAAUCCUGCUGUAACACUAUGACUAUAACAGAUCAAACACCACUGACAUUACAAUAGAAUUGUGGUUUUAUUUCAGAGAUAAUCAUAGAAAUAGGAAUGUUUACUGCUUUGUCCCUAAGGCUGAUCUAGAGUUAGAGAGCCUCAUGUUCUCUCUCCCAUUACAGAAAUUCUACUAAACACGUGAAUGUGUCUCAUCAUCAGUGUGUAUCAGUGCGUCUCCUGCUUUCUUCGUGUCAGUCUGGUGGAUAAGAAUUUCAGAAUGUAAUUUAUCUCUUGACUGUUGUAGCACAUUCUGGACAGGUUUAUGACUCGAGGGCUACAGUGCACUCACUACCUUAGUCUGUUCACAUGUGAUCUUUGCCUUAUCUUCUAUGUGUUGCUCUGACCAUUUUAUGUCUCUUAAUGUUGUUUGAAAGCUUUUGUAAAACAGAAGACCGUAUUGGCUCUCCUACACCUAAAUGUAAAAUAACUAAAUAUUCAACAAUCUGAUGCUAAAGAAGGGUCUGUAUAGUAAAACCUUUUUCUCCACACCUUGAGCGAACGUGUAGGUUUAGUGCCCAAAGAUUGCUAAUGCAAGCAGGAUAAAUACCUGGAUAUGUUGCUUCCUGAUGUGGAGAACAGGCUUUCAAAUAACAGAUGUACUAAGCUGUACUAUGUUUUCUGAGCACUACCUUGUUCCUAGGCUCUAUUCAAUACCAGAUACAAGGAAGGAUUCACACUGUCAAAUUCCAUGCAGAUUAAUUAUGCCACACAUUAUAAGAAUUUAAAGAGCUUUUUAUAUGUUUCUUUGUGUAAUAUUAAGUAGUUUAUUGCUUCUUUUGGUUCUGUAAACAUAAAGUUUGUAAAAUAUAUUGUCACAAAGUGAAUAAAAUCCUUUAAUGACCA